This is a messenger RNA of Gamsiella multidivaricata, 725 nucleotides long. Its product is annotated as FK506 binding protein 3, 25kDa. The record is from RefSeq and is a predicted model, not a curated record. The transcript has 3 exons. Gene Ontology annotation, molecular function: peptidyl-prolyl cis-trans isomerase activity. Bases 40 to 690 code for a protein of 216 amino acids. NCBI's taxonomy places the organism in Eukaryota, Fungi, Mortierellomycota, Mortierellomycetes, Mortierellales, Mortierellaceae.
ACCCCUCACCUCCACCUCUGUGCAUACCUUCAAGAUACCAUGGCCACCCCAACGCAAGACUGGACCAACGAGCAGCUGCUCUCUGACGCUGUCAGCAAAAAGGACAUCGUCACCUUUCUCCAUCUCAAUGCCAGCCACGACUUCUUGGUCGAAUAUAAGUUGACUGGAAAACUGCCCACGGUCGUCAAGAACGCCAAGAAGGAUUCCCUCCUCGAGGCUUACAGCUCUCUUUUUGCUCGCCAGGCAUUCCGCGGUGCAGAUGAACCAUCAGAAGAGGAGCUCAUGACUGCCAAGAACGCUGCUCCAGUCGUCGAGAAGAAAGAAGUCGCUGCCGAGGUCGGUCCACCAAAGUUCACCAAGACUGUUCUCAAGAAGGGAGAUAAGUCAGGAUACCCCAGGAAGGGCAGCAAUGUCGGUGUCUUUUACACUGGAUACUUUGAGGACGGCACCGUUUUCGACACGAACGACAAUACGAAGAAGAAGAACAACCCCUUGCGCUUCAGGGUCGGUACUGGUCGUGUCAUCGCAGGAUGGGACGAGGCCAUGUUGAGCAUGUCCCGUGGUGAGAAGGCAAAGAUCACCAUCGAGCCUGAGCACGCUUACGGCAAGAAGGGUGUUCCUGACGCCAAGGUCCCCAUUCCUCCCAAUUCACGCCUCAUCUUUGACGUUGAGCUGGUCUCACUGGAUUAGGCUAGAGAGGAAUAAAAUAUAUUUCUGUUUAUUAG